GCUCACCCUGGCUGGAUAAAGACACCUGCCACGUUUUACUUUGAAGAUCUGGGAUGUAUUUUUGAAUGACAACUAGCUGUGAGAAGAUUACUUUGAUUUGGGCUACGCGUAACCGGAUUUGCGCGCUGAUGUUGGACAUGUAUUCUACCUGUCGACGUGAAGGUGGUUUAACCCAGAACGUGACCACUCAUAUUUGACUUUAUAAUGUCGUUUUUGUUUGUAAAGUAAGCCUCUUUUGAGUAAGGACCAAGUUGGAGCCAAAAUGACGACCAAUGGACCUGUCAUCGUGUUCGAAUGGCUCAAAACGCUACAGCUCGCCCAGUACGUUGAGUCGUUCGUGGACAACGGGUACGAUGACUUGGAGGUGUGCAAGCAGAUCGGAGACCCGGACCUGGAUGCCAUCGGCGUGUACAUCCCUCACCACCGGCAGCGCAUCCACGAAGCCGUGCGCAGGCUCAAGGAUGAGGCGAAGGAAACUGCCAGCGGUCUCUACUUCACCCUGGAACCGAUGCCCCUGACAUCUACACCGGCUGACGUCUACACCAGCCACAUGGUCAGCCAGUACGAGUCCAAACUCCGGAGUUCCAAGUCGUGGACCGAGCCUCUCAACGAGCGCGCGCCGAGGAAUGGAGGGUACACGAUGGGCGCGCAGAGGAACCUCACCCUGGGUAACCGCAGGGACGUGACGGUGUACCCGAAACUCAAGCUCAAAAUCAUGAUUAGGGAUAAACUCAUCAGGGACGGCGUCAACCUGGCCCGGCCUCCGUACUCCAACAAGGAUGGUUCACUGGGAAACAUAGAUGACCUUGCUCAAGAGUACGCAGAGUACUACAACACCUGUUUCAGCGACGUCAGCGACCGUAUGGAAGAGCUGCGCAAACGAAGAGUCUCACAAGAACUAGAUAUGGAGAAACAGGAUUCAAGCACCACUUCCCUGCAGCUACGCUCUGAGAUCCAAGAGUCACUGGGCUUCAGCAGUCAACUCUCCACUCCAGAAACUGACCGAAAGAUGCCACUGCACAAGUCCAGUUCAGAAGAUGGAUCUGGAGGUAAAUGGGACAACAAGAAGAAAAACAAAUCAUUUUGGCAGAACUUUCGCAAGUCCCAGCACAAACCUGUCGUCCGUCAGGCAUCUAAAGGAGAGGACAUUGGUUACGUGGCGAGCGAGAUCACCAUGAGCGAUGAGGAGCGCAUCCAGCUCAUGAUGAUGGUGAAAGAGAAGAUGAUUACCGUAGAAGAAGCGCUGGCUCGGCUGAAGGAGUAUGAGCGCAACAAACAGUCCGGCAGCCAUGACACUGCCGAGGGGACUGAGGGAUCUACAGCACCUGCUCUUAACCAGUCCUCCACCUGUGAUUCUCGAGAGCAGUCAGAUGAUGAGCAGUCAGAAGACUCGGUGAAGUUCAAACGGCUUCACAAGCUCGUAAACUCCACACGCCGAGUCAGGAAAAAACUCAUCAAAGUCGAAGAUGGAAAGAAACAUGGAUCUGAAGAUUUCCUGAAUCUAGAGUCGACACCCACAUGUGAGGACAACACAGCCCUAUACACUGGGGUCUUAAAGAAGCCCCCUCCCUCCCAGGACGCCUCUCUGCCCUCACUUCUGCAGGACCAGCUGUCCCUGGAUGGGGACUCAGACAGUUUGACCACCUCCCCUUCAUCCAGCAGCCUGGACACCUGGUCAGGGCACAGGCUUGUUAAGACCUUCAGUAAGUCUUCCAGCACCCACGGGCUCAUCCGGCCCCCUCGGAGGACCCCUUUGGGCUCUGGGGGCCUAGGCUCCAUCUCGGGUGUGGGAGGCAGCGGCUCGUCUUUCUCCGAGCUGGAUGGCUGUGGCCUGGACGACGAGGGGAAACUGUCUCGCUCCACCACGGAUGGAGAGAUGAGGAAGGCUCUCAGCUCCAUCUCCCAUGGGAGAACAUGCAGCUUCGGAGGGUUUGACCUGUCCAACCGCUCGCUCCAUGUGGUCAACAACGCCGCCCCCGAUGGCAACAAUAAAGACCAGGAGGCCAUUUAUAGGGAAGUGGUCAAGUCCCCCACCACGUCUCGCAUUUCACUGGGGAAGAAGGUCAAAUCGGUUAAAGAGACCAUGAGGAAACGGAUGUCCAAGAAGUAUAGCAGUUCUUUGUCUGAGCAGUCCAGUCCGGAUGGUGCUCCUGGCUCCCCUCAGUCUCCUCAACCUGAUACAGAUUCUCUCGAGAAGCCCAAGCUCAAAGCAGGAGGAUCAGUGGAGAGUCUGCGAAGUUCACUCAGCGGACAGAGUUCAAUGAGUGGUCAGACAGUGAGCACCACAGACUCGUCAGCCAGUAACAGAGAGAGUGUGAAGUCUGAAGACGGUGAUGAUGAAGAGCCGCCGUACAGAGGGCCCUUCUGUGGGAGAGCACGGGUCCACACCGACUUCACCCCCAGCCCCUAUGAUACCGACUCACUCAAACUCAAGCGCGGUGACGUGAUCGACAUUAUUAGUAAGCCACCCAUGGGAACGUGGAUGGGGCUCCUCAAUAAUAAAGUUGGCACCUUCAAGUUCAUCUACGUGGACGUCCUAAGUGAGGAAGAGGAGAAGCCCAAGCGCCCAGUGAGGAGGAGGAGGAAGGGCCGCACUCCCAAACCCACCUCUGUGGAGGAGCUGCUGGAGAGGAUCAACCUCAAGGAGCACAUGCCCACUUUCCUGUUUAACGGUUAUGAAGACCUGGACACAUUUAAACUGUUGGAGGAAGAGGACCUGGAUGAGCUGAACAUCAGAGACCCUCAGCACAGAGCCGUGCUGCUGACGGCUGUGGAGCUACUGCAGGAAUACGACAGCAGCAGUGACCCGGAGCGCGGGGGCCUGUGUGGUUCCCAGGAGAAGUUGCUGUCGGAGGGCUGCAGUCUGGUGGGAGACUCCCCUCGGGACUCUGGCUGCUACGAGAGCAAUGAGAACCUGGAGAAUGGUAAAAGCAGAAAAACGUCCCGUUCUAGUCGCUCCUCUGGGGGUCUCCAGUCUCCGGACUACCCCACUCUUCCCAUGACCAUCUCCACUGAGGCUCUGCAACAGAACAGCAACCACCAACGCACAAAAUUCCCUAAAAACCUCUUUUCCAAGCACUCUCUGAAGGGAUUCAACCUACUCGGACUGCGCAGAUCCCAAAGACGCUCCCCCAUUCCGUCUAGCCGCAGUUGCGAAGACUUGGAUGGACAUUCUCAACACCAGGGCCCAUGGAAGAGGUCCCAUUCACUAGGGGAUAUCCGGUUUGAGCAAUCUAGUGCAGAGUUCAAAGCAACACUGGAGAAAGCUAGAUUAAACAGCCCCAAAAAGCAAAAUGGAACGCCGCUAAGUCCGAAAUCAAGACCGCCAGUGCCCUCUCAGCUGACACUUAGACCCUCCUGUUCCACCCCAAAUUCACCAACUGUUCCUGAACUCCUGUCUAGCCCCCCCACAAGCCCACCCGAAUCGACCGGAGAAAAGCCCAUUCCGAAAACGCAUCCCAAAAAGCCUCCCGUACCUCCACCUGUCCCGGCUAAGAAGUCUCGGGAGCGCCUAGCCAACGGUCUCCGCCACGUUCCCCUCUCCCUCCCCUCCUCACCAUCCCCCACCCACUCACUAAACAGGUCCCACCCGAGUAGUCCAGUGAUUCGAAGUACCAACAGCAGCCCGGGACCCCCACCUCCUCCGCUCCCAGCUAAGACCCCGUCAAACAGCACUCCGGCUAGCCCGUGCUACUCCUCGUCUGCCUCCUCAGUGGGGGAGGAAUCGGGUAAUUCUGUGCAACCCCCAUGGUUUUCAGACCUGGGGGGCAAGGUGGCAGUGGCCAGGAAAGUGUCCCAUUCCAAGAUGAGUCCAGAUCUGCUAACCAUCCUGGAGCAGCGGCUGGAGGUGGAGGGCAUUGAUUUGACAGAGGAGCCCUAUUCAGAUAAGCACGGGCGCUGUGGCAUUCCUCAGCUGUUGGUGCAGCGUUACUCGGAGGAGGUGGAACAGCCGCUGAAGGACGUGACCUCCUCUCUGGACCAGCUCCGGGUCAGAGAGCUGCGUAAACAGCACCGCAUGGCUAUCCCAUCUGGAGGUCAGACAGAGAUAUCUCGCAAGCUCUUUCCCGUGGGUCACAUCAGCUCUGUCUCUGAUUGGCUGGUGUCCAUCGGCCUGCCCAUGUACACCGCCCCGUUGGCUGCUGCGGGCAUCCUCACUCUGCAGCAGGUCACGUCACUGACGGAGAACAGCGUUUGGGAGGCAGGCAUCCGGGACGAGAGACAUGUCCGUAGACUGGUGCACGAGUCGCGCCUGGUCAGCCCAAACGGGGGGUCCUAACCAUUCGGGACUGUCCCACAAGUGGUGUAGUAACAUGUAAUGGACUCGAAAGGUCAGUAUUUUAACAUGGACAGUGAGACAUCCAUUACUGCCCUGGCAAGUGAGCAACUUUCACUUAUAAAAUGUUUACGGACAACAUAACAGAUGCCUUUUCAACUAAAGAAAGUCUUAUAGAUUAGACUUGGAUCUGCCUUUGAGGAAGAAAGCACACUGUUUUUCUAGUGUUUUUUGUAAUGCAGAGAGACAUUUUAUUUCCUGCAUAUUUCAUAAGUGCUUGCGGCAUGGCACCAUAAUCUUUAAGUCUCUUAACGGAUGUAGCUUGGCCAAAGGAAUUUGAUUUAAUGGGCUUCUUAAUAGAUUCUCAAUAUCUGGACUUCUCAUCAACGCACCAUUGAAGAAUACAUCACUGCUUUUUGGAGAUUGGAAAUAUGGCUUAUCUUGUAUCAUGCUUCUGUAUUAUAACACAAUUUAAAUGCGUGUUUUUGGAUUUCUUUUUGCCUUUUAAUGUUGCCGCCUUGUUUUGAUGCCAGUCAUUUUUAAGCUAAAACAACUUACACUUUUGUAUUCUCGUAUAUAUACAAGCUUUUUUCACUUGGCUACAUGGAACAUCUUAAACAGUAAGCUUUCACACUAUCAAGACAUUCCCUGUAAAUGCCUUAUUUUAAUCAGAUUACCACAAUACUGAAAAAUAUUUGGCUAGGCAGAAUAUUAUGAGCAUUUUCCUAAGGCACAGCUGACAUCUGCACAGGAAUGCGUUAACAGAUUUGUUGACAUAUUAUUGUAUUACUUUUUGAAUUGAGUAAAUUGAACUUUUGAAUUAUAGAAGCAGUGCCAUAUCAGGUGACUUGCAACAUUUGAUGCACUCACCAAUUAAUCAGGGAGACAAGAUGGGUCAUUACACCAAUAGUCAUUACUCAAAAGUUCAUUUUAUAAAUUGAGUUUGCAAACAUUCCUUAUCUUCAAAAAACAGAAAUAUAGUGCUGUGCAAAGGUUUAGAGAAGAAUUUAUUGAGUACUUUAAUUUUCAUUUUUGUCAGGAUUGGAAAAGUUUGGGUCAAGGAAAAAAUUAGAUUAGCAUUUUAAGAUAUGUGAGUGUUCUAAUACAAUUUUGAGACUAAAUUGCUACCACAAACACAAUUAUAAUGUCUAGGUUUGAUUUCUUUUGCAUUUUAAAAUAUUGCACAGUACUUUAUAUUCCUCUAUGAAAAGUUAGUGUUGUUUUUGCUACAUUUCAAUACGUUUUGCAGUGGGCACUUAGAUAGACGUUGGAUGCCUUUAUCUCCGCUUCAAUCAAAAUGGUGCUCUAUGAGAGAAAGGGUUGAGGGGCCAGGUUUUACAAAAUGUGUGUUUAGUAACUGAUAUACUGACACUGUAAAUGCACUUUAGAAGGUAAUCCUAGCUGUUUUUCUUUUCAUGAAUUUGGCUAUAUUUGGCCCUAUGUCAUCAUCAGGUUAUGUCAAAUGGGUUAUGCUGGGUAUUUUAGUAUUACCUUCCCAACAGUGAAUUUGGUAAGCAUUCACAAGUUUAUCCAUUUCAGUUAGUUCAGUCUUAAUUACAUAUAUGAAAUGCUCGUUGCACAUUCUGUAUAUGUAAUUGAUAUUUAAAUAACUUAUUUUGUGUUUUUGCUUUUUUUGUUUUUCAUAUUGACUGUAAUUAGCUGUACCAUAUGAAUAGCAAUACCUUUCUGCAUAAUGCAUAUUGCUUUAGCCAGUAAGGAACUCUAUACUAUGUAUUGUAAAGUAUAUGUACAAAUGAUUAUUUUAUUUGGUUUUUCAUCUACCUAAUGAUUGUCCAUACAGAUUUGCUUGUGUAUUGAAAACCAACAAAAAUGUCAUGUCCAUAACUAUUUGUCAUUCUAAAAUAUAAUAAAAUGUUUCUUGCCAUAAA
Molecule: messenger RNA, 6162 nt
Organism: Periophthalmus magnuspinnatus
Lineage: Eukaryota; Metazoa; Chordata; Actinopteri; Gobiiformes; Gobiidae
Gene: sash1a
Product: SAM and SH3 domain containing 1a
Exons: 20
Coding region: 263-4276 (1337 amino acids)
Molecular function (GO): protein binding
Source: RefSeq, a predicted model, not a curated record